Messenger RNA from Sus scrofa (pig), 3599 nucleotides. RefSeq names its product olfactory receptor 51I2. NCBI's taxonomy places the organism in Eukaryota, Metazoa, Chordata, Mammalia, Artiodactyla, Suidae. Gene Ontology annotation, cellular component: plasma membrane. Gene Ontology annotation, biological process: G protein-coupled receptor signaling pathway. The record is from RefSeq and is a predicted model, not a curated record. Gene Ontology annotation, molecular function: G protein-coupled receptor activity; olfactory receptor activity.
ACCAGGGCGAGCAGGUGGAGCGGGAGAAAAGGAAAGGCUUAACUCUGAACACUGGACCGUGUGACUGUUACAUGAGGGCAGUCUGAUGUUUCCUGAAUGUGACCAGAAAUCCUAGGGAAAUGACCUUCCGGCCAGAGGUAAAGAAAGAACUAGCCUUUUCAAUGCAUUUACAGGGCGGAAGAAAUGCACACUUAGUUAUUUUCGGGUUAUAUCUUCUCUGUGGGGCUAGGUCAACAUGUCACAUAAUUCUAGGAUUUUAAGAAAGCCAUGAGCUCCUCUUUUAUGUGCCUGCCCAAGGUCCCCAGAAGCUGGGCUGCACGGAGUAGAGAAUUGCUCUGGCACAUGGCUGAGUUCUUUCUCAGCUCAAAGAGUGUGUCCUUUAUUCUCAGUAGUCAGGAACGUCCUCCAGAGACCACAACCUUCCUGAUGAAGCUGCAUCCACCACGUCAGCAUCGCUGCUGCCCCUCCUGGGGCUUAGAGGGAGACAUAAAAGAGGCAGGUGCGCGUGCACAUUCGCAGAGCGCGAGAAGGAUGUGUUGCUCUGUGGGUGUCUCUCAGCUGCCUGUCUUCUGGUGAGUUCUGACACCCAGGAGGGUGAGCUAGCUGACUGUCCUGAAGCGGGUCCCGAGCAUGGGUUAAACUGGGAAAGGAGGAGGGCUAGGGGCAGAGGGAGAGCCUGGGUGGAGGUUAUCAGAUAGCAGCUUCUUAGGUGAGUGAGCGGAGCAGGUGCUAGACCUGGGGUUCUUGGCCUAGCACCUCCCCUGCCAGGGAAGAUCUAGCCGUUUCUCCCAGCGUGUUAAUGCAGCACUUCAAGCCAUUCCUGCCUCUCUGUGGCUUUGAGGUACCGAGGGGUCCCAGGUCCCCUUCCUCCUCCUCCACUCCCAUCAGAAAGAACUGAGAUCCUGGUCAUGCUUGGCUAGAAGCUGGAGAGCAAGAUAAAGGGAAAACAGCAGUACCUAUUUCUGGGGUUCCUCCUCCAAAAGAGGGUUCGUGUCUUCCAGGUGAAAAGCCUUUGCCUGGGCAUGACGGGGCAGGUGUAUGCUGAAGGGCACAAAGGUCAAGAAUUAGGGUCAAAUAUAUAUUGGCAUAAGGAGAAGUUUGUCAGAGACAGACAGAGGUGUGGCUAGGUCUUGUUACGAAGAGUAUGAAUGGGAACCAGUACGAAGCUGUGGUGGAAGAACAGCCAUGAGUCAAUGGCAAUAAUGUAUAUUUUGAGAGUAUGUAGGACGACAUAAGGGGGCGAAAGUCUGUGUUGGGGACAACGACUGCCUACGGGCUGAAUGUUAGUAUGCAAAUAGCGGAUUUAGGGGAGAAUUCCUGAUUCUUCUGAAACCAGCCACAGCUUUGUGCCUGGGAACAAAUAAAUGGUUUCCUUGUUGCUUUUUUUUACAGCAACUCUGCCAGUGAAAAACGGAUGUCCACAGUUUCCUCCAGAUCCCACUGCCCCUUCUUCUCACAGGACAACACACAUUCUGAUUCAAACCAGCUCAGGGAAAGCUUUCAUUAGUCAUUUACACCUCUGAAUUAAAUGAUAUUUUUAAGAAAAAAUGAAAAACUUCCAGUAGUUUUCACGAACUCAGACUUUCAGUGUCCUUUUAUAGUGACUAUCUACGAAUUGUAGUUAACAUUUAUUUCCAAAUCCCGAUCUACUUGUAUAAUAACUGUCUAAAAAUUGUAGUUCAUCUAUUUCCCUGCAAACUUCCAGUGUCCUAGAAAAAAUCCCAAUCUUUUAUAAUAACUGUCUAUAAAUUGUAGUUCAUCUAUUUCCCUGCAAACUCCCAGUGUCCUAGAAAAAAUCCCAAUCUUUUAUAAUAACUGUCUAAAAAUUGUAGUUCAUCUAUUUCCCUGCAAACUCCCAGUGUCCUAGAAAAAAUCCCAAUCUUUUAUAAUAACUGUCUAAAAAUUGUAGUUCAUCUAUUUCCAUGUCCUAGAAAAACUGUCUAUGAUUUAGAGUUAACACACAUCCAUUCAAGGAUGCCCUUGAAGAAACUAAAAUCGUGGGCAAUAUAGUUUGAACAUGUUCUUUACACCCAAUUGAUACGUGUAAUCAUUUGUCAGUAUUUUCCUUCUUUCAUAAAACAAUGGGAAGUACUCGUCCAACCUGAGGUUGAUGAUCAUAAAAUAUGAAGAAAAGAAAUUUUCCUGUUUUCUCCCAAACCACUAACUUCAUGAAUGCACCAGUUUAAACCACAGAGAUACCAUCCGCCCUGUCUUUUGCUCCCUGGUUCCUUCUUCCCCAGGAAGUGUAACCCUCAGAAACCUGACUCUGAAGACUACUCUGCCUUCCCCCUGCCAUGGGGCUGUUCAAUGUCACCCACCCUGCCUUCUUCCUCCUGACCGGGAUCCCUGGUCUGGAGAGCUCUCAGAUCUGGCUCGCAGGACCCCUGUGUGUGAUGUACGCUGUGGCUCUAGGGGGAAACGCGGUGAUCCUGCAAGCUGUGCGAGUGGAGCCCAGCCUGCACGAACCCAUGUACGUCUUCCUGUCCAUGCUGUCCGGCAGCGACGUGGCCAUGGCCCUGGCCACACUGCCCACUGUGCUCAGAACCUUCUGCCUCAAUGCCCGCACCAUCGACUUUGAUGCCUGCCUCAUCCAGAUGUUCCUCAUUCAUUCCUUCUCCAUGAUGGAGUCAGGCAUUCUGCUGGCCAUGAGCUUCGACCGCUACGUGGCCAUCUGUGAUCCCUUGCGCUAUGCCGCUGUGCUCACCAGUGAAGUCAUUGCUGGGAUGGGUUUAGCAGUGACAGCUCGGAGCUUCAUCAUCCUCUUUCCUCUUCCCUUCCUCUUCAAGAGGCUGCCUAUCUGUAGAUCCAAUGUUCUUUCUCACUCCUACUGCCUCCACCCGGACAUGAUGAAGCUGGCCUGUGCUGAUAUCACUAUUAACAGCAUCUAUGGAUUCUUUGUUCUUGUGUCCACCUUUGGCAUGGACCUGUUAUGUAUCGUCCUCUCCUAUGUGCUCAUUCUGCGCUCGGUCAUGGCCAUUGCUUCUCGUGAGGAACGCCUCAGAGCCCUCAACACGUGUGUGUCACACAUCUUGGCUGUCCUUGCAUUUUACGUUCCCAUGAUCGGGGUGUCCGUGGUGCACCGCUUCGGGAAGCACGCCCCACGCUACGUGCACAUCCUUCUGUCUAACAUCUACCUCUUUGUGCCUCCUGUGCUCAACCCUCUCAUCUACAGCGCCAAGACAAAGGAGAUCCGCAGAGCUAUCGCCCGCAUGUCUCACCGCAUCACAGUGUGACUUCCAGGUUGGGCUUUAUAAUCUGGUGCUUAGUGUUGCCUAGGUCGUAUCUACAUUGUUGCUGUUACCACCAUCUUCAUCAUCACCAUCAUCAUAUCGUCGAGAAUGAGAGAUGUGUGUCUACUAGGGGAAAGGUAAAAGAUCAAGAAGGAACCUGCAAGACAUAAAACAAAUGAGUAGUACAUUUGGCAAACAUCAGUGCCAUCCAUAGAAAGAUAAAUAUCAGAGGCAACUGAGUGAUUAGAUGAGACGUCACAAAGGGGAAUAAGCUAAGCUAGGGAUCAUUUUCCAUAAUAAUAAAUAUUACUAAUAUCACUAAUAUAAUACAUAAUAAUAAUGAUUAUAAUAAAUAAUACCAAUUACUUG